Heterobasidion irregulare TC 32-1 is the source of this 792-nucleotide messenger RNA. RefSeq lists its product as uncharacterized. The transcript is spliced from 3 exons. NCBI's taxonomy places the organism in Eukaryota, Fungi, Basidiomycota, Agaricomycetes, Russulales, Bondarzewiaceae. The record is from RefSeq and is a predicted model, not a curated record. Bases 1 to 792 code for a protein of 263 amino acids.
AUGGUAAGUUGCCGAAUCGCAAGUUUUACUCCUACUCAAUAUCCCUAUUUAUCAGAAACGCAGAGGCUUUAUGCUAAGGAUGUUGAGUGCCCAGUUGAAUGGAAAGACUGGAUUGACAAAGGGGGCGUUAUUCCGUCGUCGUGCUGUCCUUACAGCUCAAAGGACAUCUUACAGCAUAUGCCUGCCUCAGCACGUGUGGAAACCCUGAUGUGCUAUCUAGGCAUCGGAGACACGUACACCCCCUGUCACAAGGACCUUUGUGCAUCAUCUGGCCAGAAUUUGAUGUGCUAUACCGAAAACAAUGCCUCCGCAUUCUGGUUCAUGACGCAGAGCUGCUCAGCUCCGGCUGUGGCCAAGUACUUCCACACCUUGAAACAAGAUCUGGAUCUGGAGUCAUAUACAAUCACGGUGGCCGAAAUGGCCAAGGCUCCAUUCGAUGUCUAUAUCGCAGAACAGAAGUUAGGAGACUUUGUCCUCGUUCCGCCGAGAAGCUGUCAUCAAGUCGUUAAUUCUGGUGGUUUAACGAUCAAGAUGUCUUGGUCGCGGAUGACCAUCAAGGGGGCCGAGACUGCUCUUUAUCACGAGCUUCCUAUAUACAGACGGCAAGUUGAUCACGUUUGUCGAGUGGAGACGUACCGAGUCAAGUCCAACGUUCAUCAUGCGCUCCUACACCGCGUUGACCAACUCGAGCGGUUUCUAACUCAUCCAGGACACAGCGAAAGCGAUGGUACAGGACCUUUGGAAUGCCCACAGUCUGUCACAUCAUCUCCAUUUGUUUAUCUACGAAUCUGA